UCUGGGGCCAUUGUUCCCGGUCUCAAAGUCUUGCUUGGGGUAACAAAGCUUAGUAUGUGGGAACAAUGGAGAGAGAGAGAACAAGGUUUGUGGAUAUCAAGUCUCAGCUUUCCCCUUUUGUCCGCGGACACAGAAACUCCACCCUGAAAGUUGGAACCACGGAGUAGUUAUCUUCUCACAGUUGGACCUCAGAGCAUCAGAGCAGAGCAAACCCUUCCUCAUGCAGGGUGAGAGAGGAGCAUAAGAGAACAAAUACAACCCCUGUUGAGUUUUAGCACAACCUCUGAGACAUUUCUGUAAGAGGCGUAGAAAGUUGAUUCCUGGCUGCAGUGGCAUUAUCAUGGCUUCUCAAGGCCUCCAGAUCAUGGGUGUGCUGCUGGCCUUCAUCGGCUGGCUGGGCACCAUCAUCACCUGCGCCAUGCCCAUGUGGAGAGUCACCGCUUUCGUCGGGGCGAACAUCGUCACGGCCCAGGUGAUCUGGGAGGGCCUGUGGAUGACCUGCGUGGUCCAGAGCACGGGACAGAUGCAGUGCAAGGUGUACGACUCCAUGCUGGCUCUGCCUCAGGACCUGCAGGCCGCCAGGGCCAUGGUGGUCAUCGCUGUGAUCGUCGGGGUGUUUGGCAUCCUCAUGGCCAUGGUUGGAGGGAAGUGCACCAACUGCAUGGAGGACGAGGUGGUAAAAGCCAAAGCUUGCAUUGUGUCCGGAGUGAUCUUCAUAAUAGCAGCAUUUCUGAUAAUGAUCCCGGUGUCGUGGUCAGCUCACGCAGUGAUCAGGGACUUUUAUAACCCCAUGGUGAUCGCUGCUCAGAGGAGGGAGCUCGGGGCGGCUCUGUAUAUCGGUUGGGGCUCCGCUGGGCUGCUGCUGCUGGGAGGGGGCCUGCUCUGCAAUAACUGCCCCCCAAGAGAAGGCACCAGACCCUACAUACCUGCCAAGUUCGCCCCUGCAAGAACCGCAUCUUCAAAUGUGGACUAUGUGUGAGUGUUCAGAGUGGAACUGCAGCAUGAAAUGUCGGGAGGUUUAUUCUUAUUUAAAAAAAAACUUGUUUGUGGAAAAAAAAAUGUGGAGCAUUUAAUUCACAAAAGACAGCACAGUUAAGUCCUGUAUAUUUCCUUGUUCUUUUGUCUGCUUGUUUUUACUUUUGUUAAUUGACACAUGGUGUCAAAUAUACCUUUUUACGUGACAAUGCUUUCACAAAUAAAUAUUUCCCUUGUGAAUCUAAGGAUGUAACAUUUCUAUGCAAUAAUAUUUUCUUCGGAAUAUAAUACCUACUAUAACGAGUUGUUUUAUACAUAAAGUAUGAGACUAAAUGGAUUAUUAUUUAGACUUCUGAUCAGAGAAAAAUGUGACUGAAAAGCAUUUUGGAAAAAUUGACAUCAUACGCAGAUUUUAAUAUUGAACAAUGUGCAGUUGAAGCAGAUCUGAUGUAAUUGUAUAAUGAUGAAAGGGUCACAGACUUUUGAAAUUGCUUUCAAAUGUCAGAAAUAAAGCUUCUUUGUUCCAA
Molecule: messenger RNA, 1502 nt
Organism: Notothenia coriiceps (black rockcod)
Lineage: Eukaryota; Metazoa; Chordata; Actinopteri; Perciformes; Nototheniidae
Product: claudin-4-like
Exons: 1
Coding region: 341-979 (212 amino acids)
Cellular component (GO): bicellular tight junction; membrane
Molecular function (GO): structural molecule activity
Source: RefSeq, a predicted model, not a curated record